Messenger RNA from Acytostelium subglobosum LB1, 159 nucleotides. RefSeq lists its product as hypothetical. The record is from RefSeq and is a predicted model, not a curated record. The transcript has 2 exons. Lineage: Eukaryota; Evosea; Eumycetozoa; Acytosteliales; Acytosteliaceae. Bases 1 to 159 code for a protein of 52 amino acids.
AUGGGUGGACGGAUUGUUGUCAUAGUAGUAGAAGAGGUCGAUUUGCUCUUGCAUCCAUCCAUGCCGCACUCGCUCGCGCCCAAUCGAAUGGGCACGCGUGUCAAGUGUGGACCCAAUGAUCAUUUCUUUGUCACAAGGGAACACAAAUUUGAUGAAUGA